Messenger RNA from Salvia hispanica, 890 nucleotides. RefSeq names its product NAC domain-containing protein 90-like. Gene Ontology annotation, molecular function: DNA binding. NCBI's taxonomy places the organism in Eukaryota, Viridiplantae, Streptophyta, Magnoliopsida, Lamiales, Lamiaceae. Gene Ontology annotation, biological process: regulation of DNA-templated transcription. The record is from RefSeq and is a predicted model, not a curated record.
AUGGGUGAUGAAAUGCUAGUAGGCUUUAGGUUUUCCCCAACUGAGGAAGAACUGCUGUCUUAUUUUCUUCAAAUGAAGUUGAAUGGUGGGCCCACACCCUCCAUUGAUAGGGUUAUACCUCUCCUCCCCAUCUACCACUUCAGUCCUUGGGAGCUUCCACAAUUGGCCGGAGAAUUGUGUGGUGGUGGAGAUAGAGAGGAAUGGUUCUUCUUCACCGCAAUGCAAGAAAGGGAAGCCCGCGGAGGAAGGCCUAAUCGCCUCACAAACACUGGCUACUGGAAAUCUACUGGCUCUCCUUGCGAUAUUUUUAGCUCUCAAAAUCUUCGAAUCGGAAGGAGAAGGACCUUGGUUUUCUACACUGGCCGAUCUCCCCACGGUACUAAAACUAGCUGGAAAAUGAAUGAGUAUAAAGUCUAUGAUCAAUCUAAUUCUGAUGCUUCCAAUCCUCAGCUGAAGGAAGAACUCAGCCUAUGCCGAAUUUACACGGGAUCCUAUUUCCCGAGGGCGUAUGGUAGGCGGCCAGCAGCCGCGCACCACCAUCAACACAUAACUGAUAAUGAGGCUGUCAUAACAACUGAUAACAAUCAGCCUAUUUCAGCAAUGGAAAAUGGUCUUGAUUUCGAUAUGGAAACCGAAUUUGAACCUUUAGAUCAUUCCGAAAUACACAUGUUGCUUGACUUGUUUGACAUAUAAAAACUUUCUGCUGAAAUAUAGUACUAAUAUGUUCUUGUUAACAACAAAUAGUUGUGCUUAUUAUCAAGUGUUGGAUUAAAAAUGACAUUUGGUCAUCAAAUGUCAUGUUUGUAUUAGUGAGAAUUGUUUACAGUGGACAAGUACCACCUGAGGUUUGUAAGUUUUAUCAUGUGUUGGAUUAAUGAUGUUUGGAUUCA